Molecule: messenger RNA, 566 nt
Organism: Hippocampus comes (tiger tail seahorse)
Lineage: Eukaryota; Metazoa; Chordata; Actinopteri; Syngnathiformes; Syngnathidae
Product: calcitonin gene-related peptide type 1 receptor-like
Exons: 4
Coding region: 216-566 (116 amino acids)
Biological process (GO): angiogenesis; adenylate cyclase-activating G protein-coupled receptor signaling pathway
Cellular component (GO): plasma membrane
Molecular function (GO): calcitonin gene-related peptide receptor activity; calcitonin receptor activity; adrenomedullin receptor activity
Source: RefSeq, a predicted model, not a curated record
GGAAGCGGUGGGUUGAGUCCCAACGCCAACCUGACAGCGGCGGCGGCGACGACGGGCAGUCUUCUUCCACUUUGCAGCGCUCGGCGUGGGUGCGCAUCUUCUCUCUCUGCCUGGACGGCACCCAAAGCCGGACGGACGCCUUUGACUUCCAACGGGAUUCUCUUUUCCCACUUUGGACGGAACGUUCCCGAUCGGCGGCUGUUAAAUCGUUCAAUAUGGCCGACAGGAAGGAGGCGAGCGUCGGGAAGAAGGGCCUGGCGGCCCUGAUGCUCCUGUGCUCUCUCGCGGCGGUACGCGUGACGGCAAGUCUGGAGGUCAACGAAAGUCAGCAGCAGCAGCAGCAGCCGACCAACGUGUAUCACGACAUGGGACACACCAGGAACAAGAUCGUCACGGCCCAGUUUGAGUGCUACCAAAAGAUCAUGAAGGACAACCCUUCCGACCAACAAGAGCCCACCUGUAACCGCACUUGGGAUGGCUGGUUGUGUUGGGAUGACACCAAGGCUGGCGUCAUUUCAGAGCAACACUGCCCGGACUACUUCCAGGAUUUUGAUCCUUCCGGUUAG